GGCGUAAGGGAAACCAACAGAAGGAGCAGGCAGAGUGGGAGGGGAGCAGAGGGAGAGGACGGAGAGGAGAGGAGCUGAGGGGGAAAAAAGGCUGAGUUUCAAGGCUGCUGUGGUUCAGACAUAAAGUCGGGCAACUCUCUAAGGCAGCAUGACUCUUCUUACAAUUGGACUGUGUCUGCCACUGUGGUUUUCUUAUUGCCUGGCUCAGUCCUCAUUUCUGGAAAGCUUCCUGUCAUUCCCAGCAGCUCUCAGAUCCCCGGAGCAGCAGAAGAGAUUUAACCCGUGCUGUUUACUGAGUCCUCCACCACCCCCACUCUUUCCUCCACCCCCUUCACUUUGGCGCCGCCACACGCUUGAAGAGGAAAGCUCCCAUCAUGGCAGUGAGUCUGGUCAUAAGAGUAAAGGUUCUACCUGUGUCCAGGGACCUCCUGGCCCUGCUGGACCGCCUGGACCUCAGGGUCCCCCUGGAUUUCCUGGGAUGAGAGGACCUAAAGGAGAAAAAGGAGAAAUCGGAAGACCUGGGCAAAAGGGUCGGACAGGGCCUCCUGGGCUUCCAGGGAAACAGGGACCUGCAGGAUUGCCAGGACCACCUGGGGACAAAGGUGGGAAAGGUGACCCGGGUUUGAUGGGUUUGCCUGGAUCUAGAGGACCAAUGGGGCCAAGGGGUUUACCUGGAUACAAAGGGGAAAAGGGUUCUCGAGGUGAUCGUGGUGAGCUUGGUCUUAAAGGAGACAAGGGUGCUACUGGCUUCCCAGGAAUGCUAGGACAAAAGGGUGAAAUGGGUCCAAAAGGAGAGCCUGGGAUCUCAGGAAACAGAGGACCUACAGGCCGUCCUGGAAAAAGAGGAAAACAGGGACAGAAAGGAGACCCUGGAAAAAUUGGUCCAAUUGGACCUACAGGUCCACAGGGAUCUCCUGGUCACCCUGGACCUCCUGGUUUACCUGCCGCAGGACUCUAUAUGGUUGGGACAAAAGGUGCUCGAGGUCCACCCGGUCCCCCUGGGAAGUGUAGCUGCAGCUCCCUCAGUGCUUCACCGUAUGAUGAUUAUCCCCACACAGGAACCUAUGCCAAAGUGCCUGUGAUAUUCGUGGUGAGUAAUGAGGAAGAACUGGAUCGGCUUCACACUGACAAUGCCCUUGCAUUCCGAAAAGACCAGAGAUCCCUCUAUUUUAAAGACAUUGAUGGCUGGCUGCCAAUCCAGACUUUUCCAUUCCAGAUGACGCCCUUCCAGUCCAUGGAAAAUGCACCAGACGAUGAGGGUUACUGCGGUGAUGGGAUAGUGCAGAUCAGCAACGGGGAGGAGUGUGACGACCGGAACAGAGUUGUUACAGAUGGCUGUGUCAAGUGUAAACAUGCUUACUGUGGAGACGGAUACCGCUAUGAUGGGGUUGAAGAGUGUGAUGGAAAAGACUUUGGAUACCAAACAUGCAACUCAUAUCUUCCAGGGUCUUAUGGUUUCCUCAAGUGCACACCUUACUGUGUUAUUGACUCUACAAACUGCAAGUUUUUUACUUGAGGAAGAGUCUGGAUACAGCGGCUGGAUCCUUUGUUCGCUGCUGCUUUACACACGAUGCAACUGUAUUCAUGCACACAACAGAUACAAGAAAAGGAAAACUUCUUGGAAAUCAACAGAUUUCCAAGAAAGCAAAGCAACAGAUGUUUUGCAGUAAAAGGACAAAAAAAUGACAUAUCUGUACAAAUGCACACACAAAUCAUCUGUUUUUCUGUGGAGAUGCCUCCCUGCUAUGGAGGCCCAAAAUCUGUAUGUGGGAAACAUGCAGGACAGCUGCACUCUGUCUUAAGAAGCAGGACUUCAACAGGCUUCCUCACCAUGCCACACCGGACCGGAACCAAAUGCUCCAAGUGUUCCAGAGAAGCAGCAGCUGACUCUAAAGUGCAUUCAUCCUGACCUGGUUACUGUUAGAAAACAUUACAGAACAAGAAGGAGAGACAGUUUGACAUAUUCUGCUGUACGGUGAAUAACAGCAAAAAAGACAUUUAGCUUAACGUAUCACAACAGCAGUGUCAAAAUCUGCAACUGGACCCACCCUAGAGUUUACCUUAGUUGUAUAUUUAAAUAUAAACAUAAAAAAAAGAAUAUAUAU
Messenger RNA from Cyprinodon variegatus (sheepshead minnow), 2105 nucleotides. It is a transcript of the gene colq, whose product is annotated as acetylcholinesterase collagenic tail peptide-like. Gene Ontology annotation, molecular function: heparin binding. NCBI's taxonomy places the organism in Eukaryota, Metazoa, Chordata, Actinopteri, Cyprinodontiformes, Cyprinodontidae. Bases 149 to 1516 code for a protein of 455 amino acids. The transcript has 17 exons. The record is from RefSeq and is a predicted model, not a curated record.